Seriola dumerili (greater amberjack) is the source of this 2109-nucleotide messenger RNA. RefSeq lists its product as uncharacterized. NCBI's taxonomy places the organism in Eukaryota, Metazoa, Chordata, Actinopteri, Carangiformes, Carangidae. Bases 61 to 666 code for a protein of 201 amino acids. Gene Ontology annotation, biological process: macrophage differentiation; neutrophil differentiation; immune response. The transcript has 5 exons. The record is from RefSeq and is a predicted model, not a curated record. Gene Ontology annotation, molecular function: cytokine activity. Gene Ontology annotation, cellular component: extracellular region.
UUUAGCGCGUCGAGCGGCGGACACACACCGAGCCAGAGAGACACACAGCCGCCCUGAGACAUGAACACCCCGACAGCCGUUGCUCUGCUGCACUGCUUCCUGUUUGCAGUUUUGGUCCGAUCAGCUCCCGCCCCCCUCCCAGCCUUCAGGGAGACGGCUGAGCGAGCGAAGACGCUGGUGGAGAAAAUCCUGAGGGACCUCCCCGACGUGCACGCCGCCACCAUCAACACGGAGGGUCUGACCCUCGACCCCUCCACUCAGACCGCCAACCUGCAGAUGAUGGUGACCUCACUGGGCAUCCCCGCCGGCCCCGUCAUCAAGCCGCUGUCCGAACGCUUCACACUGGACAUGUGUGUGAGUCGUAUGUUGGCGGGCGGCCGGUUGUACCAGGGGCUGCUGGGAAUUUUGUCAGAGAGACUGAGUGGACUGACGGACAUGCGAGCCGACCUCAGAGACCUGCUGACACACCUCAGAAAGAUGAAGGAGGCGGCUCAGCUCGCCGACGAUGGUCUGGAUCAGAACCCGAGUCUGGAUCUGUCCACUCGUCUCCGUGGCAACUACGAGGUCCAGGUGGCGGUCCACCUGACGCUCACACAGCUUCGUUCCUUCUGUCACGACCUGAUCCGCAGCCUGAGAGCCAUUGCUCGCACUUCAGGUACACGCUAAGCCCCGCCCACCAGGGACAACACAGUGCUGCGUUCAAGGACAUAAGGGACAAUCAGGAUGACUUGGACGGAGAUUAUUAAAAGUAGGACAGACAAUUCAGACAUGAGAGGUCAGUGACCUCUGCAGUGACAUCAUCAGUGACAUCAUCAGUCUAUGAUGAGGUCUCUGCAGGAAGACACAUCUGAGGAUUUAUUUAUUCUGAUGUAUUUCAUGACAUUUUCUAAGUGGGGGGGGGCACAAUGUCCCUAAACCUGACGUUUUAUUGUGACAGUCGACUUCCUGUGAGCCUCUGUGAAAAUAUCCCAGAGUGUUUUGGGUGUUGCUCCUCCUCUGUCAGUCGGAGGAUCCAGGCUCCGCCUCUUUUCAGAGGAAUGUGAACGCAGCACGGCAAGUCAGAGCUGCAGGUCUGAACCUGGUCUCAGGUCAGUGUGGAGCUGCAGGUCGACGCCAACAAAUUCAGAUCAGACACUUCCACUUAUUGAUUAUCAGAAGUUCAGAUCAGACUGUGAGUUAUUGAUUAUCAGAAGUUUUCAGAGGAGGAGGGGGGACGACCUGAAACAUUUCACCUCUUUAUUUUCUGCUCUUUCAAACUUUAGUUCACAAUCAUUUUUAAAGCUGCAGCAUCAGUUCAUCAAUCAGUUUCAAAAAUCGAUUCAUCAUUUCAGACAAUUUGAAUCAGUUUUCUGACAAUUUUUAACAAUUGAUUUUAAUUCAGAAGAAAAUGGUUGUUAGACUGAUCAAUAAUGAAAAUGAUCGUUAGACUGAUCAAAAAUUAAGAUGAUCAUUAGACUAAUCAAUAAUGAAAAUGAUUGUUGCAGAAUGAAAUGUGAAAAGGCAGCUUUUAUUGUGAAGCAGAAACAGGAAGUGCAUCAAAUUGGCAAUUAACUCUGAAGGUUUUUCUGCAGUUAAUAUCUCAUGUUGAUAUUUAUCAAUAUUUCUGAUCAGAUCUCUGAUCAUAUGCAGGAUAUUAAUCAUUUAUUUAUUACUGAUAUUUAUUCCUUAUUUAUAUUGAUGUAUUUAUUGAUUUGUUUGUGUUUGUUUGUGUGAAUCAUUUUGUUUUUGUGGGUCGUGACCUCACAUGGUCGCAACACAUGAAUUUAAGAUCAUAAUAUGAUAUUGAUUUUAUAUUUUCAAUAUUAAAUCAAUUUUAGGGACGAGAGAGGUUUAAAACAAACAGAGAGAGAGAAUCGCUGAUGGACAGGGAUGAUGUCAGAGAUGAUGUCAUCAGUGAGUGAUGACGUGAGUGAUGAUGUCAUCAGUGAUUGUGUGUGUGUGAACAUGCAGAUGUUCUGCAGGUAAAUGACAGGUAAAUGUCUUUGUAUCUCAGACGUGUUCAGGUGUGAAACUGAAACAGGAAGUAAACCCCAUGGGUGACCUGACUUUAUUUAUUGAUAUUUAUGUCACAGUGAUCAAUGAAACCUGAUCUUUGUUCGUGUCCUUUGA